CCUUGUUCUUCCCAACGUCAUCCAGAAACAGCCUCCCUUAAGCCGCGGGCAGCCAGCGGCGCCGCGCACCGCCGCCCAUUCCCAUGCCAGAGGACCAGGGAAGAUGAUCUUUCAACUCGAGUCACUUCUUAGGAAUCAGGUCACCUGAGCUUGGCGAUGUGAAUUUGCUGGAGUCCUGGAGUCGGCCAUUGAUUCUUUCUACCACAAAGUCUAGUUGUUUAUAUACUGCAGCAUGUUUUGGCACCAGAGUGCGCGCGCGGUGCGCCAUCAGCAUCAGCAAUGGCACCUCCACGGCGCUGUCCUGGCCCGGCGACUCGUUGCACCAACAACAACACGCCGCCCGUCCCCGGCCGCCAGGGCAUUCCAUGCGGCGAGAAUCCUUAUGGCUGUGAAACCAGUCCUGCUUGCCGACAUUGGAGAAGGAAUCGUCGAGUGCGAGAUUAUACAAUGGUUCGUCGAGCCUGGGGCCCGCGUCGACGAAUUUUCUCCGCUCUGCGAAGUGCAGAGCGACAAAGCCUCGGUCGAGAUCACUAGUCGCUUCGCCGGCAUCGUGAAGAAGCUGCACUACGACGCUGGCGAGAUGGCCAAGGUCGGCAAGCCGUUCGUCGAUAUAGACAUCGAGGGCGGUGAUGCGGAAAAGGACGCCCUGGAAGCCCUAACGCCGCCCGAACCUGGUCCGCCGACUAAGUCGUCCAGCCCCGGUGCCACUUCCGUACCGGCGCCGACGACAUCUGCCCCUGAAUUCAGGCCGGCAGCCCAAGGGAGUGCGCACCCAGGCGGCGCAUCACAGGCCCUGGCUAGGCAAAGAGGAAAGCACGCCACGCUCGCAACCCCGGCGGUCAGGCACCUCACGCAGGAGCUGGGAGUGGAACUAGCGCAGAUAGACGGGACGGGCAGGGACGGGAGGGUGUUGAAAGAGGACAUCUACAAGUUUGUAGAGCAGAGAGGCUCGGUAGCCACACCGGCGGCGCCGCUAGAGGCGACUCCUAGAACAGCCAGCCCCGCGAGCCCGUUCUUGUCACCCGACGUAUCGGCCGUGGGACCACAGAAAGAGACGCCUCUCGUCAUGACGAGGACGCGGGAGAUGAUGUUCAAGACCAUGACGCGCUCUCUUAGUAUACCGCACUUCCUCUACGCUGACGAAGUCGAUUUCACCUCGCUCGUCGAACUACGGCAGCGCCUCAACCGGGUCCUUGCCAAGUCCGGCGUGGACGACAGCCACGUUAGCAAGCUUUCUUACCUCCCUUUCAUCGUCAAAGCCGUCUCGAUGGCGCUAUACAAAUACCCCAUCCUCAACGCGCGGGUCGAUGUCGACGGGCCGAACGCGAAUGGAAGUGGGAAGCCGAUGCUCGUUCUGCGCAGCCAGCACAACAUCGGAGUAGCAAUGGACACGCCGUCGGGGCUGCUGGUCCCCGUCAUCAAGAACGUCGGGAGUCUGAACGUCCUGGGAAUAGCAGCGGAGCUCGGCCGGCUCCAGUCGCUCGCGGCGGCCGGGAAGCUCUCGCCGCAGGACAUGGCGGGCGGCACCAUAACCGUCAGCAACAUCGGCAGCAUCGGCGGCACGUACCUGUCGCCCGUGGUCGUGGAGCGCGAGGUGGCCAUCCUGGGCAUCGGGCGCAUGCGCACCGUGCCGGCCUUCUCGUCGGCGCUGGGCGACGAGGACAGGGUCGUGCGGCGCCAGGUCUGCAACUUCAGCUGGAGCGCCGACCACCGCGUGGUCGACGGCGCGACCAUGGCGAGAGCGGCCGACGUGGUGCGCAGCAUCGUCGAAGAGCCCGACGUCAUGGUUAUGCACUUGCGCUAGAACGGGGUUGCGUUCCCGCUUUUGCUUCCGUUCCGUCAUUUUACAUAUCGCCUCGGGGCCAAACAAUAAACCUACCUUAGGUAUUUAGAGAGAGGAGAGGAAAUCUAAAUGACUUGAGAUGGCCAUCAAUUGCCGAGCCUCCUAGGGAUGGGAUGG
This is a messenger RNA of Lasiosphaeria miniovina, 1960 nucleotides long. RefSeq names its product 2-oxoacid dehydrogenases acyltransferase-domain-containing protein. Bases 233 to 1804 code for a protein of 523 amino acids. The record is from RefSeq and is a predicted model, not a curated record. Gene Ontology annotation, cellular component: mitochondrion; cytoplasm. NCBI's taxonomy places the organism in Eukaryota, Fungi, Ascomycota, Sordariomycetes, Sordariales, Lasiosphaeriaceae. Gene Ontology annotation, molecular function: acetyltransferase activity; lipoic acid binding. The transcript is spliced from 4 exons.